This is a messenger RNA of Trichoderma aggressivum f. europaeum, 951 nucleotides long. RefSeq lists its product as uncharacterized. The transcript has 3 exons. Bases 1 to 951 code for a protein of 316 amino acids. The record is from RefSeq and is a predicted model, not a curated record. NCBI's taxonomy places the organism in Eukaryota, Fungi, Ascomycota, Sordariomycetes, Hypocreales, Hypocreaceae. Gene Ontology annotation, cellular component: fungal-type vacuole; plasma membrane.
AUGGCGCGAGAGUGUCUGGAGAUUUCGCCCAGUUGCCCCGUCGAGGCCACGGUGCUGGGCUACUAUCCCAACCUUGGAUCCGGCAUCUUUUUCGCCAUCGUUUUCGGCAUCUUGACGGUGGCUUCUGUUGGUUUGGGAGUAUGGAAGAAGACAUAUACGUAUGCCAUCGGCCUCUCCAUCGGUCUAUUGUUGGAAAUGCUUGGCUACAUUGGUCGCAUCCAGCUUCACUCUAACCCCUGGAACAACGGCGCCUUCGAGCUCCAGAUCUGCGCCAUCAUCCUCGCCCCCACCUUCAUCUGCGUCUCCAUCUACCUCACCCUCAAGCACAUCGCCAUCAACCUCAACCCGACCGUCUCCCGCAUCACCCCGCGCUGGUACCCCAUCAUCUUCCUCCCCGCCGACCUGAGCUGCCUCAUCGUCCAGGCCAUCGGAGGCGGCAUCGCCGCCGCCGGAGGCAAGACCAACCGCAAGCUCCAGCAGAGCGGCAACCGCGCCAUCAUCGCCGGCGUUGCGCUGCAGGUUGUUGUGCUCAUCAUCUUUGGCUUCCUCAGCACCGACUACUACGUCCGCGUGAGGAAGUACAUGGCUCGUCCUGAGGCUCAGGGCACGGAUGGCUGGAAGCUCUGGCACGACGCCAACUUUAAGAAGUUUCGCUAUGCCAUGUCUGGUGCUUUCGUCGUCAUCCUGAUCCGAUGCAUCUACCGUAUCGCUGAAAUGGCCGGCGGCUGGGGCAACAAAAUCAUGCAAGACCAGCCCAGCUUCCUCGUCCUCGACAGCUCCCUCAUCCUCGUCGCAACCUUUCUCCUCACCUUUUACCACCCGGGCAUCUACUUCCCCCAGAUGCGCCGCGACGUCCAAAAGGCUGCCCGGCCCGCCGAGGAGAUUAAGCUGGAGCAGCCCGGCUCAUCCAGCGAGGGCAUCAAGGUCGAUGCCUCAGUUUCAGAAAGAUGA